This is a messenger RNA of Aspergillus brunneoviolaceus CBS 621.78, 1105 nucleotides long. Its product is annotated as 40S ribosomal protein eS6. The record is from RefSeq and is a predicted model, not a curated record. Lineage: Eukaryota; Fungi; Ascomycota; Eurotiomycetes; Eurotiales; Aspergillaceae. Gene Ontology annotation, molecular function: structural constituent of ribosome. The transcript has 6 exons. Gene Ontology annotation, biological process: translation. Gene Ontology annotation, cellular component: ribosome. Bases 1 to 714 code for a protein of 237 amino acids.
AUGAAGCUCAACAUCUCCUACCCGGCCAAUGGGUCUCAGAAGAUCAUCGAGAUCGACGAUGAGCGCAAGCUCCGUCCCUUCAUGGAGAAGCGCAUGGGAACCGAAGUCCCCGGCGACUCCCUCGGUGACGAAUUCAAGGGUUACCUCCUCAAGAUCACCGGUGGUAACGACAAGCAAGGUUUCCCCAUGAAGCAGGGUGUUCUCCUUCCUACCCGUACCCGCCUCCUCCUCGCUGAGGGCCACAGCUGCUACCGCCCCCGCCGCACCGGUGAGCGCAAGCGCAAGAGUGUCCGUGGUGCCAUCACCGGUCAGGAUCUCGCUGUCCUUGCCCUGAGCAUUGUCAAGCAGGGUGAGGGUGAGCUCCCCGGUCUCACCGACACCGUUGUCCCCAAGCGCCUCGGCCCCAAGCGUGCCACCAAGAUCCGUCGUUUCUUCGGUCUCGACAAGAAGGAUGAUGUCCGCAAGUUCGUCAUCCGCCGUACCGUCACCCGUGAGGGCAAGGCCGACUACACCAAGGCCCCCAAGAUCCAGCGUCUGGUCACUCCCCAGCGUCUCCAGCGCAAGCGCCAAAGGGUUGCCCUCAAGCGCCGCCGCGCUGAGGCUGCUCGCGAGGCUGCUAACGACUACGCCAAGCUCCUUGCCAGCCGUGUCCACGAGGAGAAGGCCAAGCGUGACGAGCUCCGCAAGCGCAGAGCCUCUUCGAUGAGAAAGUAAAUAUUUUUCGUCCACGGGGAAUAAUGGUCGGGUCUGUGUCGUCUCUGUUCUAGUACAUGUUAGAGACUUGCAGCGUGGGAAGAAAGUCUAGGAAAGGAAAUCUCAGCAACGGGAAGGGGGUUUCCUUCCCUCUUCUUUCAUUCUCUCUCUCUCUCUCUCGCGUCCUAUCUUGCACUUCUCGUAGCAGGGCAACGAACGUAGUCCACGGCUUCCUUGACGGAAGGAAAAUUAGAGAGUUGAGAAAAGGUUGGGGGACGGAGGAGAUUAUGGGCGUCUGCGGGACCAAGACUUUUGGCGUGCCACUUUAUUUGUUUUAUCCAAAAAAUGGAAAUGCAAUAUCCCAAACCUUUCUAAUGGGCAUGAAAAGCAAAAAAUGUUAAAAUGUGUUCCC